Molecule: messenger RNA, 1164 nt
Organism: Daphnia pulex (common water flea)
Lineage: Eukaryota; Metazoa; Arthropoda; Branchiopoda; Diplostraca; Daphniidae
Exons: 5
Coding region: 58-993 (311 amino acids)
Source: RefSeq, a predicted model, not a curated record
CACUUGAAGUUGUUUUUUUUUAGUUUUUACUUGCUGAAAAAGUUAUUUUUCAUCGUCAUGAGGUCGGACUUCAUUUUCGCCACGACGUUGUUGCUCGCUGUUGCGUUCUGCAGUGGUGCCGGAGUGGUCAAUCAACAUUGGUCCGAACGAAGUCUACGAACGGCCAUUCAAGGUGGCAUUCACCGUGCGCUUGAAGAACAGAUUCAUCUGCCCGCAGCGAUUCGUUCAGAAAUUGAAGACAUCAUCGUCAACCGAUUAAAGGAUCAUUUGUUUCAAGAGAUAGCUCAAAUCGAUGGAUUCGUUCAGGGAUCGUUUGCCAUCGCCGAAGAAUUUGUCAACUCUGCUGUCCAAUCAUCUUCCAGGAGGACACGCUGGCCCAAUGAGCAAACGAUCCACUACUUGGAAAAAGAAGUGGCCGAAGCGGAUCAAAAGAUUGCAGGAUUACGUCCAUCCUUUGCCGGACUGAUGAUUUCGCUGGAUUCCAACAACGCGAAAAUGUCGAGUUUAAACCUUGAGCAGAUCAUUGCCGAUGUCGUUAGCGAAUUGAUGAAAGAUGAGGCCUUCCAGCACAUCGUCGAGUGGCUGGGCACUCUCCCCGGCGUCAUCCACGGGAUUGCCGAUGAAUUUUUGGCCAACAAAACUUUCUCGGAAAUUUUCCAAAUGCUGGGAGCUCGUUCCGAAGUUCAAGGAAUGUUGGUGCAGGGAUUGGUUGUUCAGGAUGUUCCGGCUGUCGACCCCGUCACAGGGUUCAAAUCCGCCGGCAAACAUACCGGAUCCCAAUCCGUCAUGGGACUGGUUGGGGCAGGCUUGAAAGAAGCUCAAUCCGUUUUGCAACUGGUUGCCAAAACUUAUCGUCUGAUUGUCGACCAGCAAGUGAAGAAACUCGACAAAUUGGUGGCCGAUCUCCAAGAGAAAAUGCCUUACAUCCCCGUCGAAGUGAUGGAAUACAUUCACACGUCAGCGUUGCGUAUGAUCAGGUUCAAACCCGAGUAGAUCCCCACUGAAUUUUCUCCUUUGGCCAACCUUCUGUCAUACGCUGAAGACUCUCCCUCCUUGCAUUAAUCCCCCCCGGUGCACAAUAGGUUUCACAUAUAGUCAUGAAAGAACUUCAAACAUGUCUUGCACAGACAUACACAAUACAAGUUGAAUUUGAUAUGUGGAAAA